Molecule: messenger RNA, 831 nt
Organism: Striga hermonthica
Lineage: Eukaryota; Viridiplantae; Streptophyta; Magnoliopsida; Lamiales; Orobanchaceae
Source: the annotation of a GenBank genome assembly
AUGAGCAAGGGACCGGGACUCUUCUCAGACAUUGGCAAGAAAGCCAAAGAUCUGCUUACUAAGGACUACCUCUCUGAUCACAAAUUCUCCGUCUCCACCUACAGUGAUGCCGGAGUGGCACUGACAACAUCCACUGUGAAAAAGGGUGGUUACUCAUCCGGCGAUGUGGCAGCUCAGUACAUAUAUAAGAACACUUCUGCUGAUGUGAAAGUCGAUACAGAAUCGAAUAUCUCAGCAACUCUGACUGCUGCCAAUAUCAUCCCAUCGUCGAAGACAAUUGCCACUCUGAAGUAUCCCAAUUAUGAGUCUGGCAAGCUGGAAUUCCAAUAUUUCCAUCCUCACGCGUCACUGACUGCAGCUGUUGGUCUGAGCCAAGCCCCUCCUGUUGAUUUCUCGGUGACACUUGGCACUCCGACCUUUGCUUUGGGUGCAGAAGCUGGUUACGAGACCACUUCCGGAAAAUUAACUAAAUAUACUGCCGGCAUAACCGUGACAAAACCAGAUUCCUGUGCUUCAGUGCUUCUGGGAGACAAGGGGGACACCAUAAGGGCAUCAUAUAUCCACUACUUGGACCAGUUGAAGAAGAGUGCUGCAGUGGGAGAAAUAUCUCGAAAAUUCUCCACCAACGAGAACACUUUCACUGUGGGUGGGUCGUACGCCAUCGACAACCUGACACAAGUGAAAGUGAAGCUCAAUAAUCAUGGCACCUUAGGCACUGUUUUGCAGCAUGAGGUCAUCCCAAAAUCACUCGUGACUAUAUCCAGCGAAUUUGACACCAAGGCUCUGGACAAGACCCCGAAAUUCGGAGUGUCUCUCGCUUUAAGGCCUUGA